Rotaria sp. Silwood2 is the source of this 2751-nucleotide messenger RNA. NCBI's taxonomy places the organism in Eukaryota, Metazoa, Rotifera, Eurotatoria, Philodinida, Philodinidae. The record is from the annotation of a GenBank genome assembly.
AUGACAUUGAAACUCACUUUAUUUCAAGUGCCUCAAUAUGAGCAUUUACAAAUACUUAUUUGUAAUAGUAAUUCAUUGACAACAUUAGCCGGCGUUGAACAUAUAAAACAUUUGUGGAAACUUGACGUCGGAAAUAAUCAAAUUCGUAGUCUUCAACAUUUAUCACGUUUUAUAGCACUUGGUUCACUUAUUCUUUCAAAUAAUAAUUUAACAUGGAUCGAAUUACAACAUAUUCGUCAUAUGUUUAUUCUUGAUUUAAGACUUGAUGGAAAUACUACUCUUGAUGCUGAUCCAAAUUAUCGUCAACAUGUACUAGAUUGUUUACCACGAAUUUGGAUGUGUGAUGGAGUUUUUGUAUCAACUGCUGAACGAAAUCAAGUAGAUGAGUUUUUUACACAAUCAUCAUUAACACAAAAACCUGUUCGACGAAAAUUAGCACGUGAUAUAUUUAUGCCAACAAAUUUAAAAGAUCGUCCAGUUAAUGGACUUUUUGGAGUGAAAGCAACUGAAUUAUUUGCUAGAUUUCCAAUGAAUUGUUUUGUUAAUUCAGAUCUUGAUAGAAAACGAAUAAAACAUUUAGCUUAUACUAUUCAAGAUUUAUUACUUACAGAAAUGAAAUAUGAUGAUGAAAAAAAACAUGAUGAAUUUCUCACAGAAAAUCGUCAUAUGCUUUCGCAAAUGAUCGAUCUUCGACAAACACAUAUCGAACAAUUUAAUAUGCUUCUUAUUUUACUUAUAGUAAAUUUUUUUUGUUAUUUUCAACAGACUGAUAUUCUUUUUCAACUUCCUGGUGAAUUAUUGCAUAAUGUUUUAGAUGUUACUCAUAUAAAAACUAUUGGUAAUUUAAAUAUUCUUAAUAUAUUUACAUCAAGUGAACAGUUAAAAUGUAUGAUUGCAUCUCUUGUUCAUGCAGGUGCACGACUUGAUCGAGAUGAAAAUCAUCCAUCGGCAUUUUAUGAUAAACUUUUUAAUAGUAUCUCAGUUGUUCUUACAAAUGAAGUACGACAAUUAUCUUCUUCAAAUACCAAUCAAGUUCAUCCAAAUUCUGGAUUAAUUUCGGAAGCAAAAUCAAUGGUUUGUCUUGAAGUUAUGCAAGUAUUAAUUAUGUGCCCAUCAUUUUAUACACUUAUUGAUAAUGCACAUGUAAAUUCUAUUUUAAAACAAGCAUUAGAUCGAUCACCAGCAUAUGGAAGUAUUAGAGAUGUUUUAGAAAGUUUUAAUGCUGAUCAAAAAACAGGUGAAGAACAAAAAGAAUUAUUAAGUCCAAUUAUAGGUAAUAUAUUAAAGAUGGCUAUUCGAACAUUAUCCACUAAACGAAUAAAAAAAAUAAAUGAAUCAUUACCAGCAGUUCAAGAUACGUCAACACAGGAAAUUGAAAAUUCAAAUAAACGAUUACAAGAACAAGCUAUAUUAUCACCGAAAGUUUCACAACGUGCAAAUGCUAAUCGUGUACCGGCUAUUGGUGAUCGUAUAUUAACUGCUCCACAAAGUUUUGGUCGUAUUGUAACAUUACCUGAUACAGAAAUUGCAAUGAUUCAACUUGAUCACAUUCUUGCUGUUAAUGGUGCUAUGAUCAGUAGUAGUUCAGCAUCUGAUCAUACUACUUAUGUUAAUAUGAAUAAUUUUGAAUGGGAUCCCUCACAUGAAUAUUGGAAACCAAAAUUUGCAUCUGGUGAUAAAAUAACAUUACAAAUGACAACAAUACGAAGUGAAACACCUCGAUUUAUUCCUCCUCCACAACUACCACCUUCACCUUUGCCAAGAGCAAUACUACCUAAAACACCAGAAUCUAUUGAAAAAGGACGUGUUACACCAAAACUUUUUGAAAUGAAUCUCAAUAAACCAAAAGAAGCAUUUAUUGAUGCACCACGUGAAACAACGCCUUCUCCAUUAGCUCCUAUUAUUCAUCAAGAAACAACUCGUAAUUCUCAAGAAAUAUCGAAAUGUUCCCCACAAACUCUUUUUAUUAAUCAAGAAACUAUUCAUCAUUCUAAAGAAAUAUCAAAUUCUCCUCCACCAAGUUCUCCAAUAAUUGAGCGUAAAGUGUUUACACCAGAAGAACUGUCAUUUGAACGUCCAAUGUCUGUUCGUAUAAUAAAACAAAAACAAGAACAGAUAAAAACUUCUAUUAAUGGUGAAGCUGUUUCUACAUCACCAGUUCUUAUUGAAUCAAUGCUUCUACUUAUGCCUAAUCAACCUCAUGUACCCAUUGUAUCAUUUGAACAAACACAACAACGAACAAAUUCAUCAACUAUGAAUGAUUACGAACCAUCACGUGUUAUAUCAAUGCUCGAACAUGCAUCUACUGUUCCUUUAACACCAACUAAUGGUCGACGAUCAGCAACACAUCGUGUUUAUCUACCAGUACAUAAUGCUUCACAAUGGUUUAAUGGGCCUGAUAUGCAAAAUGAACGAACAGGUCGUAUGGAAAAAGUUGUUGCUUCACUUGUACGUCGAUCAUUUCGACCAUUCGCUACUUAUACAAUGCCACGUGUACCAACAUUAACAUCCCCGUCAUCAAGAGAUCAUGCUCACUAUAAAGUUCGACCAGAAAGUUUUCAAGAUUUUUGUAUUGAAAGUCAUCGUAUGACAACAACACCUUUAAGUUUUGCUCGACAAUCUCAAUCACCUAAAGGACGCUAUACACCAUCAAUACGUUCACAUGAUUUAAGCCGUGCGAGCAAUUCUAAUCAUAAUGUGCAUCGUGCUAAAUCAUUGAUUAAUCCACCGUGUCCAACACCUUGGAUGUGA